Molecule: messenger RNA, 1508 nt
Organism: Ostrea edulis (European flat oyster)
Lineage: Eukaryota; Metazoa; Mollusca; Bivalvia; Ostreida; Ostreidae
Exons: 5
Coding region: 141-893 (250 amino acids)
Source: RefSeq, a predicted model, not a curated record
AAACACACCUUCACUGCAAAAGAGUUUACUUGAAAGUGAAAGUAGAAUCAUGGCAGUCUGAUCGUCAUCAUCACUCAUGUAUUUUCUAAUAAUUAACACCUGAUGAAUCAGAAAAGUGAACCAGAAACAUCCAUAUCAAAAUGAAAUGUUUUGGUGAAUGUGCAGGCUGUUUGAUGCUCUUCCUCUCCUAUUUAACUGAAGUGCGAUCAGAUUUAGGUUUUAAUCUGGAACCUACUACAAUGUCAUCACUGGAAUCUCUGUCGGCAGACACAACAUCAGGGGAAGUAACUGCUGCUCAAUAUGUCUCAUUACCGUAUUCAUCAAGUGAACAUCACAACAACAAACCGUCUGUUAUACAACCAUCAUUUACACAAUCAUUCAUUGGAGAGAGAAAUAAUAAAUCAACAUUGAACAGAAAUGUUUAUCCCUCUCAAACCCUCAAUACUGCUCAAGACUCCUACAAAAAUAUAGGAAAAGAUUAUGACUGGUUUCAACAUCUUGAAUCUUCAAGGACAGUUCACCAGAAGACUCCACCAGUUGAAAUUAUAUCCAGUUCAUCUCUGUCUCUUACAUCUCAACCCCAGGUGUCAGCGUCCCAACCACAGUUCUCAUCUGAACCGUCAGCUCAAGUCACACAACCACUUUUGUCUGCAUGGAGUCUGUAUGACACAAUGUUAAAAACACAGGAUUCUGCUGGAAUCCAGAGCUCUGUGGUCAUGGCCAUUACUAGCUCAGAUGUUAAUUCUAUUUCCUCUGUAGUGUAUAAAGUAAACACCAAGAAGAGAUUUAUUUCGUGUAGACCUGGGUCCUGUCCAGCGGUUACAGAUAUCUGUACACCACUAGUUGGAGGGAAGUUCCACUGCUCCUGUAGACAAGUUUAUGGUGGACAAUGAAUUCAAGAACAUUUAGAAAACGAAGGCCAUUAAACACAUACAUUGGAUCCUUGAAAGACUUGUGAAACCUCUUCAGACAAGAUCCAUGUACUUAGUGACUGAUGGAAUACCACAUCAACCACUUUAAAAAAAAUUACAACAAGAGAAAAUAUAAAGUCUUAGGGCAAAGUAGAUUUCAUUUAAUAAUUGAAAUGAGCAGGGCCUAAAUCAAUAUGUUGAAUAAAAAUGCCCAAAAUAUUGCCAGUUUUCUAGAGAAAAUAAUUUUUGUUGUUUCAGAUUACUCUAACCUUUUCUAUAAGUUUGUUCUUGUGCCAGCUGUCUUGAAUUUUGGCAUGAGCUUUAUCAUUAUGUUAAAUUACAUCAGUUGUGUCAAAAUUUGAUAAAGUUGAUUUUCUCAUUUAGAUGUAAUUUAUUGAUAUUUUGGGUCAAAAAUGAAAUAUUAUUAUGAACUAAUACCUACUCAUAGGUCAAAAAAGGAGUUGCAAAGGGCAUACAAAUUAUAUUAAUUCAGACCUAGUUUAGAAUACUAACAGUAAACUUGUGUAAUAGUGUGAUGUUUGAUUUUUAUAUUAUAUGCAGUAUUACUGAAAUAGAAUAAAAUGAUAUUUUAAAAGU